This is a messenger RNA of [Torrubiella] hemipterigena, 2316 nucleotides long. The record is from the annotation of a GenBank genome assembly. NCBI's taxonomy places the organism in Eukaryota, Fungi, Ascomycota, Sordariomycetes, Hypocreales, Clavicipitaceae.
AUGAACUACGCUUUGGCAAACUCCUACUCAGGGGAGUCGUUGCUCAACGGCUUCCGCUGGAUCAAUGAGACUGAUCCUUCCCACGGCACUGUAUCAUACAAGAGCAAGGCCGAUGCUGCUGCCCUCGGCCUCUUUGCCGUGGAUCCUCAGACCGGUGUUGUCAGACUCGGUGUGGACUCUAAGAACGUCUAUGAGAUUGGCGAAGGUAGACCCAGCAUCCGUCUUGAGAGCAAGCAGACAUACAACCAUGGUCUCUUCAUUGCCGACUUCCUGCACAUGCCCGCCUCCGAGUGUGGUGUCUGGCCAGCUUUCUGGUCCUACGGCCCUGACUGGCCUUAUGGCGGCGAGGUUGACAUUAUUGAGGGUGCCAACAACGCCAACCAGAACCUCAUGUCGGUGCACACUGCCCCGGGAUGCAAGCUCACCAACUCUAUGAUGAAGGACGCCUCUGGGGCUGUAAAGUCCAAGCUCUGCGAUGGAGCCAACAACUCUGGCUGCAAUUACGCUUCUCCCGAUGACGACGGUAGCUCCUACGGAGACUCCUUCAACGCUGCCAAGGGCGGUGUCUACGCCAUGCAGUGGGACGACGAGCACAUCAACCUCUGGCACUUUAGCAGAGACAACAUCCCCUCCGACAUCACAACCAAGAAGCCCGAUCCCAAAUCUUGGGGCAUGCCUCAGGCUCGCUUUGGUGGUCUUGACUGCGACGUUGGCAAGUACUUCAAGGAUAUGAGUGUCGUGAUCAACACAAACUUCUGUGGUGACUACGGAAACGCCGCCUGGGAGGCCAGCACCUGUGCCACCUAUGCCCCUACCUGCUCACAAUGGGUUGCUGAGAACCCCAAGGCCUUUGCCAACGCCUACUGGGACAUUAGCUACAUUGACGCCUACGUCCGCCCUGCUGAUACCAACUUCAAGGCUGCCACUGACGACCUCAAAUCUCUCAACUCUGUUCUCGCCGGCCUUCCCACUGGUACUCCUGGUCUUCCCACCGGUACCCCUGGCCUUCUUCCGACUGUCACUCCCCCCAGCCUUCCCGGCCUCAACUCUAUUGGUCUUCCUAAGCUCGGCCAGACCAAGUAUGUUCUCGCUGGAACCGGCACUCCCACUCCUACCCCUACUGGCACUCCUGCUGCUGGCUCUACUGCGGAUCUCAAGCUUGAGUCUGAAGAUAUCAACGUGCCCACUGCUGAUCUCCCCGCUGCCACCGAUGCCCCCAAGAACCCUACCAAGAUUGGCAGCCGCGACUACUUGGGAUGCUUUGGUUCCAGCAACAACUUUGAGACCUUCUCCAAGAAGGGCAGUGAUUCCCAGAUGACCCUGGAAAUGUGCACUGAGAUGUGUGGUGAGGCCAAAUACGCCGGUGUCUUUAGCACUGGCUGCUACUGCGCUGAUGAGCUCGAUGCCAACACCCGCUCCACUCGGGACGAAGCCUCUUGCAACGCUCCUUGCCCUGGUAACCCCGAUGAGUUCUGUGGUGGCCGUCUCAACGGCACCGACCUUGCUGUCCAGACUCCUGCCAACGCCACGGAUGCCAGCAACCAGAGCCUCUACUCCGUCAACGGCACUGAGCCUGGCAACGCUACUACUCCCAUGUUAACUGGCGGUACUGCUUCUCUUGGUCUGCCCGUUAGCACCGCCUCUGCUAGCCUCCCCGCUGGUACUGCCUCUGCUGCCAUGCCUCUCAGCACUGCUGGCACUCGCCGCUUUGAUACCAUCCGCCGCUUUGUCAACUGGCACGGCACUCCUCGCUUCAAGCCCCGCGCUGCCAAGGCCGCUCCUUCACAUCUCCUCAGCGUCUACGGCAUGGUUAAGAACGAGACUACGCCUCUUCCCGCGCCCAACAAGCCUGGCGCCAACAGCACUGCCAACUGGAAGAACGUGGCCAGCCCUGUAGAAGAUGCCGUGCCCAUGAGAGAAGUCAUCACCAUGAUCCCCAUCCAGACACUUAACUUUAACCUCAUCGUCGACACUUACAUUGCUGUCACUCUCAAGGUUGAGAACAAGUGCGGCUGCCAUGAUGACCUGACUGCUCUUCCUCCCGUGCCCAUGACCACUUCUGUCCUCCACUGCAACCGCUGCGGCAAGCAUGACGAAGACGAAGUCACCGUCACCGUCCCUUGCACAACAGUCGUUGAGCAGCCCAAGCCUACACAGCCCGGAUGGGUUGCAAAGCCUCCUGCUCCUCCUGCUGGCAACUGGGGCGAUAACACUCCCGCUCAGCCUACUGACGUUGUAGUUACCGCCGGCGCUUCUGGAGUCCGUGUUGGCGCUGGCCUGGCAGCCAUUGCCUUCAGCCUCGCCCUCUUCCUGUAA